Molecule: messenger RNA, 714 nt
Organism: Fusarium verticillioides 7600
Lineage: Eukaryota; Fungi; Ascomycota; Sordariomycetes; Hypocreales; Nectriaceae
Exons: 5
Coding region: 1-714 (237 amino acids)
Source: RefSeq, a predicted model, not a curated record
AUGCUUCAUGCUCUCUUGUGUUGCUUCUCCUCCAACUCCAGUUCAAGCCUCAACAACAACAAUAUCGCCUGUUUGUUCCUUCGCUUUAUCUUCAUCGCCGCCGACACCAUGCGCCCCGGCCUCUACAGUUGUGAGCCAUGUCUCAGAAGAGCCAUGGACUGGUUUCCCAGUGAGGCAAACUUGAAGAAGAUCCCAAAGAUCUGUAUCGAUGAGGACGGCUUCAACAGAGAGGAGUUUCGUUGCGAAUUCUGCGAUGGCUACCAAGGAGAUGACAUGGAUGAGAGCUACACGGGUUGCGACGGCGGUACUCCACGCAUGGGAAGCCUACUCGAACGCUUCAUCAAGCACAUCAAAGGUAAUCGCCGCGUCACCAAGGAAGCUUACGAAUCCAACCCAAAGACCAUCCGCCUUCGGAAGAAGGCCCGUCGUGCUAUCGCAUCGCACUCGAACAGAUCUGAUGCCUACACUAUGAAGGACCAUCGCGCCGAGCACGAGCGUGCCGUUGCCACCAACACUCUCUCAACCUUGAUCGACAUUAGCAACAGUCUGCGGGUCAUCGCCCAGUGCACUCUCCACACCAGUUGUUUGGACCGUGGUUUGAACCGUGGUAACACCGAGCUCAUCGACAUGUCCCCUCGCUGUGGCCCCGAGGAGAUGCCUGAGGAGUGUCUCUGGAAGUUCCCUCUGGACGAGAAUGAGGAUGAGGAGAACUAA